Paramuricea clavata is the source of this 3927-nucleotide messenger RNA. Lineage: Eukaryota; Metazoa; Cnidaria; Anthozoa; Malacalcyonacea; Plexauridae. The record is from the annotation of a GenBank genome assembly.
ACAACAGUUCAUCCCAGUCUUUGCGCGUUCUUUUCCAAUAUGGCGGACACGAGAGAACAACACGAUAGCAAUGAAGAGAACAUUCUUACUCAAACUACGACGUUUACAUCCGUUAUUCCAAUGUUGGAAGAACUUCGACGACAAAAAGGACCGAUAGAUAUUCCACCUGGCCUUCCUCAGUCGCCACGACCGCCACAACAAAUAAAAAUUGAAAAUAUAAUGGAAAGUUGUGUUUUUAAGUCAACUUUGGCCGGAGUCCUUGGUAAGAUAAUUCGGCGUAUUUUAUUCAUUCUAAGCAUGUUCAAAUAUUGCUAGACUGGAAAUUUUACUCUAGUCACCAAAUACUUAGAUAUGUACCUUGUUUACACAUUUUAUGCAUUUUAAUUAAAAAUUGACCUUGGCUGCCGGUCAGCACUAUUUUCCAUACAGCGAACCGCCCUCACGAUUUUCUAAAGUCGUUUCUUUUUGGAUUUUUUUAUUAAUUCGGUUAGGGUUGCGGUUUGGGUUAGAAUAGGGGUUGGGUUUGUCACAUAGCCAUUUAACACCUCUUCCGAAAAUGACAUCAGGUCAGUUUGCUGGAUGGAAAAUAGUGCUAAUCUUGGCUGCCAGUAUGGUCCAGAUUCACAGAAGACUGUAAAAUUUUGGCUUUGGAGGAAAUUAAUUUCCUGUGCAAAAAUUCUUGCAAUCGAAUACUCUGUCGAAUGCCAAACAAUUUUACUUGGGAGGAGCACUGUUUCUCAAUUUGUUAAUAUACUUUUUUAGGCUAUCUGCUGGGGGCAGGUUUUGGCAUAUUCACAGCGGGUCUAGACACGUCAAUGCCAACCAGUGUCAGUGGACAAGUCGAUACGUCAGCACGUGCUGUAUUCCGUGAAAUGGGCCAGCGUGCCUCAUCGUAUGGCAAGAACUUUGGUGUUGUGGGUGCAAUGUUUUCUGGGACCGAAUGUGUUGUAGAGUCAGUAAGUUAAUUCACUGGUGGUGUACUCAGAAAAUUCUACUGUAGUACACUUAAAUAAGCAAUUUAAAAAAAAAAAAUUCUUAAUAUUUUUUAUUUUAAUUGAGCCGCAGUGCGCCCUACUUAUUUUUUUACCUAUUUUUUACUUUUUUUUGUCUAACGCCAGACGAUUUUACUUGUCAAUGGGGAAGCUCCGCAGCUUAAUGGGUUAACCAAAAAUUAUGACAAUGUAGUUAACCCAUGAGCCGCAGUGUGCCCUACUUAUUUUUUCACUUGUCUAAUGCCAGACAAUUUUAUUUGUUAAUGGGGAAGCUCCGCAGCUUAAUGGGUUAAUGUAAUAUAUAAUCAUUAGAUGUAGUUAAAAGUUUUAUCUUUCAUCCUCUGUUUACAGUAUCGUGGCAAGAGUGAUUGGAAAAAUGGAACAUUAUCAGGCUGUAUAACAGGAGGAGCUAUUGGUUUAAGAGGUUUGUGCAUGAUUAAUUACUCCAAUUUGCUUUCCAAACUACUAUAAGGCGAGAUUUUUUAUUUAUGGGUUUACGGAUUUGAUUUUAAAAAAAAAACAGGUCAGUAGGUCGGAAAAAAAAUGUGAAAAAAACACACUGAGUAUAAAUGAGAACCAAAUUUAAUAAUCUCUAUUAAAUUUUUUAUUGUCACAAUGAUAACAUAAAGUUGAUUGUCACAAUAACAUGAGCCAGCAGUACUUAGCUAGCAUGUACUUCAUGUCAGAACCCCAAAUUAAAAUUAACUUUAAAGGUGAUCUACAGUCCGAUCUGCGCAUGUGCACAAAUGAGCCCACUUUUUAUGAUACAAACAGUUUAACUAUGUUUUGAGUUCUUGAAAAUCCUAAUUGUUGUUUCUUGAUCAUUUAUUAUACUCUAGAAGCUUGAAAAUAUAAAUAGUUGUCGAAUAAAGCUCAAUAUUUUGGGCACAAAAAUGUAAACAAAGGCUUUGUUUACAUGCGGACUGUAGAUCACCUUUAAAAAAGGGAAAAUUGUUGACAUCCAAAUUUUUUUUAAUUUUUGCUUACUGACUAUUUACGGUCAGCGGAUCCGUAAACCAAUGAAUAAAAAAGUUUUGGAAGAGAUCAGGAUACACUCAAAUGUGUUUUUGAAUGGUUUUUAAUGAUUUACUUUAUUGAAACCAUUUAUGUUAAACUCUAUUCAUGGUAUUAUAAAUUUCCCAAAUGGUAGUACAUGUUUAAUAUUUACCAUAUUUUCCUGUUCAUGUAAUUCACUGAAUGUUGUGUGCACUACUAUGGUAUGCUUAUUCUAUUUAUUUUUAUAUCCAUAUUUGCACAAGGAAGCUGUAUACUAUUUAGGGGAAAAACAUGAAAUAAUUAAGUGCAACCAGCUCUAUAUAAAACCAUUGUUUUUUGUAAUUUUGUAUUAUAUGCUCUGCAUGCAAGUUAGAUUUGAUUUUAUUUGUUAGUAAUGAAAUAAUUCUCUUUAAACAUUUUUUGCAGCUGGUGGAAAAGCAGCAUUGUUAGGUUGUGCUGGGUUUGCAGCAUUCUCAACAGCUAUAGAUUAUUAUCUCAGGUGACAUAGUACCAAAGCAUUUGUGCUGUCAAGUUGUGAUCACUUUGGGUAUGCCACCAUGUACAAGUUGCAUCAUUUGUGGAUGAUAGCAACCUGGUUUAUGUUGAGAACCAGCAUUGAAUACAAUGAUGGUAUUGGCAUCUUGAAAAGUCACAUUGGAGUAAAUUCUAAAUCUUUCAAUAGAAUAUGAAACCAAUUGUGUCCAUCAUCGGGUUCUGCAAAUAGGAUUAUUUGAUGACUGGAAACUUUGAAAGAAGGAAACAUAAACUUUGACCAGUAUACCCUUCUGAAAUGUGCUUAUAAUAUAAACAAAAGCGUAACACAUUUCUUUGAUUAACUUGACCCAAUCAAUCUUCACAAAAACUAUGACUGAAAUCUGAAAAAGAAUCAUGAAGAAUAUAAAUCGGAAUUCAUUCUUUAAGCUUUGCUGAUUUUCCCCAUAUCCUAUAAAUUCAACUAAAGUGCUUUAUUUUUGUCUAAAAAGGCAUUGGACAAAGUUGAUACAUUUCUACAUUUACUUGAUGUCCGCAUUAAAGAUGAUGAAACAUCACCUUCUUACUGAGUACUGGCGAUGAAAAUGAACAGCGCGAAAAUUAGCGUCAGAAAAAAGGAACUAAUUGCUCCUUCACAUACAGUAACGAGUGCAUGUUUGUAUCAACACUAUAUAGACAUUUACUUUUUACUCAUCCUUAAGUUGGUGGGAAAAGGGGUUAACCAACCUACAUGUAUGUCUAGAACUUUGGUUUCAACCUACAAACCAACUACUGGAGCGGCAAUGGACCUACAAUGUAAAACAUUUGUUGUAUACUUUACAAACUACCGUAUAUUUUAACUUUUUUUAAAAGUUAUUUUAAGUUCUACAAAUAAUUGUUUACAGUGGUUUGUUUAAUCUGGAAAGAGGCAACCCAUUUUGGAAGCAUUUUUGAAGAAAGGACCCAUUUAACGGAUAUUUGAUGCCUUUUAAACUGGAAAGUUGAUGCCUUUUAAACUGGAAAGAAAGAAACAUAUUUGGGCCGAAAAUGGUAGCAAUUUCCGCACGCAAUACAAAAGUAUACAAACUUUGCAAGGCUAUAUUUUCCGCAUUUUACAACAUUUCGCAACCAAACUUUGCAAUUUUACUCACUUUAGUAUGCUCUUUCUAGCUGUGGUGAUUUAUUUGCAUCUCCCCGCCUAGCUUAUAGUCUAUAAUGGGAAUUGUCUAUUCUACUGAGAAAGAUCUUUCUAUAUACUGGGGCCUGAGAUCGACCAUGGUCAGGGGUGGAUUUUUAAAAAUAAAAGCCAGAAUACACUAAGUGAGGAGAUUUUCCCUCACGGAUACUUUAUUCUACAGCUUACGGCUUAAAGUGCAUAUGACAUGAAUUUUUUUAUUUUCUUAAAUGAAAGAACUCUUUAAGCUGUAGUGUAACUUAUUUUUUAGUUUUUUUUUUAUGGUUUGUUCCC